AUGAAUCUGUGGCAGAGGAGGUGGCCAGGGUUACUGAAGGACUAUGAUGUUGACAUUCUAUAUCACCCAAGGAAAACAAAUGUUGUAGCAUAUGCACUUAGCCGUAGAUCUAUGGGCAGUUUGGUAGACGUACAACCAGAGCAGAAGGAGAUAGUCCACGAAAUUCACCAGUUAGCUAAUUUGGGAGUCCGUUUGGCUGGUUCUAAAAAUGGCAGGAUUUAUGUUCGAGGAGUUGCUGAGUCUUCUAUCAUAGAAGAGAUAAAGAGACACAAGUAUGAGGACCCUAUUCUUGUACGUCAUAGGGAUGUAUCUCUUCAAAAGGAAGAAACCCCAUUUAAGGUUGCACCUGAUGGAGUGCUACGAUACCAGGUCAGGACUACGUAUUCAGCUGAGGAUUAUGCCAGUUUGUACCUUAAGGAUAUAAUGGCACCAUAUGAAGCCUCGUAUGGGAGGAAGUGCAGAUCACCUAUUGGCUGGUUUGAGGUCAGUGAGAACAAGUUGAUAGGCCCAAAUUUGAUUCAGCAGGCUAUUGAUAAAGUGAAGCUCAUUCAGGAGAGAUUAUUGGCAGUCCAGAGUUGGCAGAAAUUAUAUGCAGAUAAUUGA
Messenger RNA from Solanum dulcamara, 603 nucleotides. RefSeq lists its product as uncharacterized. The transcript is spliced from 3 exons. Lineage: Eukaryota; Viridiplantae; Streptophyta; Magnoliopsida; Solanales; Solanaceae. The record is from RefSeq and is a predicted model, not a curated record. The coding region runs from base 1 to 603 and encodes 200 amino acids.